GCCGCCGAGGGAGGGAGGGACGGCAGAAGGAAAUCAAGGCUCUGCUGUUUGCAAGACUCGUAAGCGGUUUCAAGGGAGAUGAUUCUUCUUCAAGGGAGGUGAUUCUUCUCAGCACGCUGAGCCGUAGCCGGCCUGCGCUCCGCGUACGUGGGGAAGCAGCGACAAGCGCUGCCGGCUCGGAGCAGCUCCGAGAUGGCGCGGGUGGAAGCAGCAAGCGCCUGCUGGCCUCCCCUACCGCCGGACGCCAGGGGGCGCUCCGCCUCUGCCUGACCUCCGGGCCGGACUCCUGCCGCGGGCGGCGCGUUUGGCGGCGCUGCGCCGCUCUCUAUGGCCGUUGCCGUAGCAGGUCCUGUGUUUACUUCCGGCAGCCCGCCGCCGCCGUGCAUGGGGCGCGGGGGCGGCCGCCCGCCGCCAGCUGCCAUGGCCGAGCGCGCCGGGGAGGACGAGCUGCCGGUACCCGAAUCAGGUGCUGUAUUCACUUUUGGGAAAAGUAAAUUUGCAGAAGAUGUUCCCAGUAAGUUCUGGUUCAAGAAUGACAAGCCUGUGCUUAUAUCAUGUGGAGAUGAACAUACUGCUAUUGUCACAGGCAAUGGUAAGCUAUACAUGUUUGGCAGUAACAACUGGGGCCAAUUGGGCCUAGGAUCAAAGACCACUGUCAGCAAACCAACAUGCAUUAAAGCUUUAAAACCAGAAAAAACAAAACUUGCUGUUUGUGGAAGGAACCACACUUUAGUUUACACAGAAAAAGGAAACGUGUAUGCUGCUGGAGGUAACAGUGAAGGACAGUUGGGAUUAGGUGACACAGAGGAAAGGACCACCUUUCAUUUAAUCAGUUUUUUUACCAACCAGCACAAGAUCAAACAGCUAGCAGCUGGAUCAUACACUUCAGCAGCAGUAACCGAGGAUGGGCAGCUUUUUGUAUGGGGUGACAAUUCAGAAGGUCAGCUUGGCUUGGCUGAUGAAGCCUGUGUCUGUGUCCCUUGUCAAGUAGAUGUUGGAAAACCUGUUUCCUCUAUAUCCUGUGGAUAUUAUCACUCUGCCUUGAUAACAGGAGAUGGUGAGCUCUAUACUUUUGGAGAACCUGAGAAUGGGAAACUGGGAUUAUUGCCUGAACAGCUGAAAAACAAUAGAAUUCCACAACCUGUACUGGGAAUUAUGGAGAAGGUCAAUAAGGUUGCUUGUGGUGGAGAACACACAGUGGUGCUGACAGAGACAGAUGUCUAUACUUUUGGACUUGGACAGCAUGGGCAGCUGGGACAUGGUACUUUUAUUUUUGAAACUCCAGUACCAAAGUCUGUGAAGCACUUGAGGAGGCAUAAAAUAUGUAACAUCACAUGUGGAGAAAAUCAUACUGCUGUAGUAGCAGAGAAUGGCCUCAUGUUUACUUUUGGAGAUGGGCGACACGGCAAGUUAGGCCUUGGAGAGGAGAAUUUUACCAAUCAGUUUGACCCCACUCUGUGUUAUAACUUCCUGAGGUUCACAGUCCUUUUGGUUGCUUGUGGUGGUUGUCACAUGCUAGUUUUUGCUGCUCCAAGACCUAAAGGAUCUGAAGAAGUAAUCUUAGAUGAUUUAUAUGAGAGACAUUUGACUGCUACACUCUCUAAAACCAGUGGAGAGUUGCUGCUAGCAAACACCUUACAGCUAACAUCAGCACGACUGCGGCGUCGAGAGAGGGAAAAAUCACCUGAACAGUUUACUCGAAUGGUACAAACGCUGCCUCCACUAGGAGGAAGGUUCUUAAAGUCCUCACUGCCUGUGACUAGCAACACCAGCCCUUUCACUUUUUCUGCAACAAGUCUUUCUAAAGCUGAAGCCAUGAAAGACAGAGACCACGAAAAAGAAAGGAAUCGUCACAAAGAUAAACCUGGCAGAGGCUCUGCAGAAGAAGAUUCAGAUAAUGAAAAUAAAAACAGGCACCUUGGAGAUACAUCUGACAUCCUAAAUAUGACACAUGCAAUGAAACUGAAUCCCCAUGACCAGUCCUUAGAAUUAUCACCACUCCAAAAACAAAAGAAGAACAAUAAAAAUGUGAAACUGAAAAGAGAUGGUAAGGGUGGGCUGAAAACCAAGGAUUCAUAUUUAUUGAAGGAGGGCUCAAAAUUAGACUCUGCCUCUUUACAAAAGCAGCCUUCACGUUCAGAAUCACUGGGACAAGGUUUAGAAAACAGUAGUGCCUUUGUAGGGAAGCCUGAGGCCAAAAAAAACACAGGGAAAGGGACAUCUGAGCAUGCUCAAAGGGUUAGUAGGUUGAAAAAUGGUGUUCAACAAAUGACUAGGGAGAAACACAGAUUAAUGAAAAGGGAAACAGAAUAUGUGGAAAAUCCUGAAUUUGUCAGAGAGGCUGCAACUUAUAAUCCUCCCACUGAAAACCAAAUUUUGACUGCGAACCCAAAUUCUUCCAGUAAAAAGUCAAAAGUUGUUAAUUCUAAGCAAUCCCUUAAAAUAAAUGUACUCCCUUCUGAAUCGAGGGAUCAGCCCCAGACUGAUUCAUUAAUAGCACAAAAAAACAAUCUUGUUAAGAAGCAAGAACAAGAAGCAGUAGAAAGUCGACAUGAAAAAGAGGAUCUUGUUGAAAAGUCUGAUAAAUGUGUCGGAGGAGAAGGAAGUGAAGGGCAGAAAGCAUUGAAAAAAAAGGAUCACGUUUUGAAGCAAAUAGCUGUAACUAUGUCAUCAUUUUCCAGUGAGGAAAGUAGCAAUGAUCUUGCAAAAUACAUACUUAAGAGUAGAGUAAAAGAAGAGGACUACUAUGAAGGCAGAGAGGUGCACAAGGCAAUGAAAACAGUAGAAAAAGUGAAAGAUCUGGACUUAGAGAAAGAAGACAGUGAGAUUGAGGAGAUUCCAGCUGCAAACACUGAGAAAGAAUUUGUAGAAAAGGCUGAUGUAAAGAGCUUGAAUGAGGAAGAAACAAAUUCUGAAGCUAAAUAUGACAACGAUGGGCACUUAGAAAUUAAGAAUGAGGAGGAAUCUAAUCAAGAGCAGGAGAGUGAAAGCAGUGAAAAGAGUGAAAAAGAAAAAUCAGGUGAAACAGUUGACAGUGAACAUGAACUAGGGGAGGAAGAAGAAAAGACUGGGGUUACCAGUGAUAGAGAUGAAGUUUCAGUGGAAAGAGAUGAAGAGGAAGAGGGAAAAGAUAGUGAGGAAGAUAAUGAAAGAGAGGAAUCACAGGCUGAAAGAGAGAGUGAGAAUGAGGAUGCAGAAGAGACUGAGAAGAUUAAUCAGGAAGAUGGCAAAGAGCAAGGAGAUGAGGAAAGCAGGUUGAUGGAGGAAGAAAAAGAGAAUAUGGAGGAAGAGGAAGAGUAUGCCAAAGAGGAAGACACUGAAAAAGAAAAAGAGGACCAAGUUAAAAGUGAAGGAAGAGAUGAGAGUGAGGAAGGUGAAGAUAGAGUGGGUGAGGAAGAAAAAGAGGAGGAAGAAGAAAAAGAGAGGGAGGCAGAGGAGGAAGGAGAAGAUGAAAAUGAAGAAAGCAAAGUAAGGGACAAUAAAAAAGAUAAAGAGGAUGAGUUUGAAGAAUCAUUGGCAGGGAAGGAAGAAGAGGUAUCUGAAGAAGAACAGGGAGAGCAAGAUGCAUGUGGGAAGACUAAGGAAGUGGGGAAGAAUGAAGCGGAAAAAGAAGGAAAGGAGGAUGCUGAAGUGGAAGAGGAAGGAGAAGAUGAGGAAAGUGAAGAGUCAGAGGCAGAAGCAGAAGAGGGAGUAAAAGAUGAAAGAAAGGAAGAGGAGGACUGGGGAAAAGAAAACAAAGUGGAACAAGAUGGGAAAGAGGGAGAAAGGGUUGAAGAACAUGAGGAAGUGGGGAAGGAAGGAGAAGAGGGUUUUGAAAAGGAUGAAGAGGGAGAAGAAGAUGGAGGAGAAGAAGAGGAAGAGGGAGGAGAAGAAGUGGAAGAGGGAGAAGAAAAAGGGGAAGAAGAGGAACAUGAAGGGGAAGAGGUAGAGGGAGAAGAAGAAGAGGAGGAAGGGCAUGUGAGAGAAGAAGAGGAAGGGGAUGUGGGAGAAGAAGAAGGGGAUGUGAGAGAAGAGGAGGAGGAAGGGGAUGUGGGAGAAGAGGAGGAGGAAGGGGAUGUGGGAGAAGAGGAGGAGGAAGGGGAUGUGGGAGAAGAGGAGGAGGAAGGGGAUGUGGGAGAAGAGGAGGAGGAAGGGGAUGUGGGAGAAGAGGAGGAGGAAGGGGAUGUGGGAGAAGAAGAGAAGGAAGGGGAUGUGGGAGAAGAAGAGGAGGAAGGGGAUGUGGGAGAAGAAGAGGAGGAAGGGGAUGUGGGAGAAGAAGAGGAGGAAGGGGAUGUGGGAGAAGAAGAGGAAGAAGGGGAUGUGGGAGAAGAAGAGGAAGAAGGGGAUGUGGGAGAAGAGGAAGAAGGAGAUGUGGGAGAAGAGGAGGAAGGGGGUGUGGGAGAAGAGGAGGAGGAAGGGGAUGUGGGAGAAGAGGAGGAAGGGGAUGUAGUAGAAGAAGAGGAAGAGGCGGAAGAAGGAGAGGAAGAAGAGGAACAAGGAGGGGAGAAGGAAGAAGAAGAAGAGGAGGAGGAAGAAGGAGGAGAGGGAAAGGAAGAAGGAGGAGAGGAAGAGGAGGAAGAAGGAAGGGAGGAUGAGGCUGGGGGAGAGGAGAAAGAAGAGGAUGAGACAGAAGAGGAAGAAGAAAAGGCAAAAGAUAAAAGAAAAAGGUAUAAUAAUAAGCUUCAAGAAAAGAAAAGCAAAAGCAGGAAGCCGGAGAAGCCAGGGAGUCCUGCUUUCCCAAACAGUUCUAAACAAAAACUGCAGUCCAAACAGCAUGUAGCAAAUGGCUUACAUAAUUCAGAGCAAUUUUGGAACAAUGUGCUGCCUCAUUAUUUAACACUGAAGUAGCAUAGACUACUGGAGAUGCAUUUGAAGCCUAUUCAGGAAACUUUGGAACUAUGACAAAUUGAUUUUUAUUACAUAAAAAACUUCACAUAGUCAAAGUGUGCUAUGAUGCAUAUACUUAAAGUGCCAAUUGCUUGAAGAAGAGUGAAGAAAAUCCUGGAAUCACUAAGGCUGGAGAAGACCUUUAAGACCUUUAUAGGUUGGACUGGAUGAUCUUGGUCUCUUCCAACCUGCUUGAUUCUAUGAUCGUUGAGUUGAACUGUAACCCAGCUACCAUGACCACUAAACCAUAUACUGAAGCACCACGUCUGCAGCUUCUUGAACACCUCCAGGGAUGGAGACUCCACGUCCUCCCUGGGCAGCCUGUUCCAAAGCCUCAGCAGUCUCUCAGUAAAGAAUCUUUUCCUAAUGACCAUUUUAAACCUCCCCUGGCACAACUUAAACCCAUUUCCUCUCAUCCUAUUGCUAGUUGCUUGGAAGAAGAAACCAACACCAGACUCAUUACAACCUCCUUUCAGGUAGUUGUAGAGAGCAAUAAGAUCUCCCUGUAGCCUUCUCUUCUCCAGACUAAACAACCCCAACUCCCUCAGCCACUCCUUGCACAACAUGCCCUCCAAACCCUUCACCAGCCUCACUUCUCUUCUCUGGACACACUCCACAAGCUCUAUGUCUUUCCUAUACUAUUUUUCUUAGAUUUGGGAAGCUUUUAUAAGAGGAAUAAUAUCAAUUAUAUGAUCGAUACAGUCAUUUACACAAUCAUCUUUAUCACAUAUGACAUAUUUUUAAACCACUGAGGAGGCAAAACACAUCUCCCUCAAUCAAGUUCUAUUGUCAUGCUGACAACAGGAACUAUACAUGGUAAGAGUGUAACCUUCUUUGCCUUUGAGUCAAGUUCCUUAAGGUAAUAUAUCCACUUGAGUUGCAGGGCAACUUGUUAAUGUGCCUUAUGUGAUGGGACUGUCAAUACAUUAU
This is a messenger RNA of Pogoniulus pusillus (Red-fronted tinkerbird), 5796 nucleotides long. RefSeq names its product retinitis pigmentosa GTPase regulator (gene RPGR). Lineage: Eukaryota; Metazoa; Chordata; Aves; Piciformes; Lybiidae. The coding region runs from base 328 to 4827 and encodes 1499 amino acids. The record is from RefSeq and is a predicted model, not a curated record. The transcript is spliced from 14 exons.